Molecule: messenger RNA, 5234 nt
Organism: Lontra canadensis (Northern American river otter)
Lineage: Eukaryota; Metazoa; Chordata; Mammalia; Carnivora; Mustelidae
Gene: PHRF1
Product: PHD and ring finger domains 1
Exons: 18
Coding region: 111-5027 (1638 amino acids)
Source: RefSeq, a predicted model, not a curated record
UGGCGGCGGUGGCGGCGGCCUAGUCGAGGCCGGCGCUCGGGCGGCGCGGCGAGCGCCCGGGAGAGGCGGAGGGACGCAAGGGUUUCGGAGCCGAACGCCAAUGUCCAGGGAUGGAUGACGACAGUCUGAACGAGCUUGUGGACCGAAGCCCAGGGCCGGACGGACGCCCACGACUCAGCCCCACCGCCCUGGCCAGGGAUGCUGAAGAAAGCAGUGACGGCACCGGCGGGGGCUCUGAGGAGGACACGGGCAGCGAGCGCAGCUGUAGCACGGACGGAGAGGACGAGGAUGGGGGCCUGGAGGACCCGUCCGGUUCGGAAGACUCUGAAGAAGAAGGAGGAAGAGGAGAAGAGGGCGUGGAGGCCUUAGUGGCUGUGGUGGACGCUCAGGGGAAGUUGGAAGCCAGUGGCGCGUUCAGUUCUGAUGACGAUUCCGAGAGCUGCCCGAUUUGUCUCAAUACUUUCAGGGACCAGGCUGUGGGGACCCCAGAGAGCUGUGCCCAUUAUUUCUGCCUGGAUUGUAUCGUCGAAUGGUCCAAGAAUGCCAAUUCCUGUCCAGUCGACCGAACUGUGUUUAAGUGUAUUUGUAUUCGAGCCCGGUUUGGUGGUAAAAUCCUGAAGAAGAUUCCAGUGGAGAAUGCCAGAGCCGGAGAAGAUGAGGAAGAAGACCCAACCUUCUGUGAGGUGUGCGGCAGGAGUGACCGGGAGGACCGUCUGCUCCUCUGUGACGGCUGUGACGCCGGGUACCACAUGGAGUGUCUGGACCCUCCUCUCCAGGAGGUGCCAGUGGACGAGUGGUUCUGUCCGGAAUGCACUGUGCCUGGAGCUGCUCCCGCUGCAGAUGCGGGUCCUGUGAGUGAGGAGGAGGUCUCCCUGCUCUUGGCUGACGUGGUGCCCACCGCCAGCCGGCUUCGGCCCCACGCAGGGAGGACCCGCGCUAUUGCCAGGACGCGGCAGAGCGAGAGGGUCCGAGCGACUGUGAACCGGAACCGGAUCUCCACUGCCAGGAGGAUUCAGCAUGUCCCACGGUACCUCAUGUCUUCUCUUCUGGACGAGACCAUCGAGGCCGUCGCUGCGGGUCUGAGCUCUGCUGUGUACCAGUGCCCCGUGACGCCCCGAGCCCCCGCCAAGCGCAGGAGGAGAGCAGGAAGACGGAAGAAAGUGUUGGGAAGAAGGAAAACGCAGUCCAGGUCGUCUGUGAAGAGCAGAAGCUCGGGGACAAGAUCUAAGAAGCGCCAGGGUCGCGUGAGGAAGAGAAAAGGGAAAAAGUCAAAGAAUGAAGCCACAGCUCGCGCCCGCAUCGCACGGACACUGGGCCUCCGGGGUCCGGCCCGUGGAGCCUGCAUCCCAUCUGUGCACAAGCCGGCAGACCCCUCUCUGGGGCUGAUGCGUGCGGACAUCGGCGUGGCCUCCCUGUCGCUCUUUGGAGACCCCUAUGAGCUGGACCCCUUUGACAGCAGUGAAGAGCCGUCUGCAAACCCUGCAUCCCCGUUGAGUGCCAAGAGGCGGGUCCUGUCCCAGUCAGCGCUGCGUUCUCACCGGCCCGUAGCCAGGCCCGUGGCCGUGGGGCUCUCCAGGAGGAGUGUUCCUGCCGUGGCGCCUGAGCCGGAGGUGGACGAGGCCCCCGUCCCAGACCUGGUGGGGAGCAUCCUGUCGGGCCAGAGCCUGCUGAUGAUGAAUGGCGCGGACAUCGUCAUCCACCGGGACGGCUCCCUCAGCGCCAAGAGGGCAGCACCCGUUUCCUUCCCUCGGAGCACAGGCGGCUCAUCCCAAGGCCCCAAGCACCCUGGGCCCGGGGCCUGCCUACAGCCCAGAGUGCCGCACUCGGGAGGUGGGCCACAGGGUGCGGGGCUGAGCUGUCAUGGCGGGCCAGCGCCCUCCCGUGUCCCUGCACUCAGGACUGGGGCGACUGUGAGACUGGACCCGUCCGUGACCCCUCUGUCCGGUCAGACUCAGAGCCUGUCAGGCGUGCGCGGGCCUGGCUUCAAGCAAAGGGACGACACUCGAUGUGAUAGCAACAGCCGGCGCGCUCUGCUUCCCAGCUCUGCGUCCUCCAAGACCCCCAGUAGCUGCUGUCACUUGCCGCCCGCUGGUGCAUUGCUGGGCCAGGCCCUGAAGCCAGCUCCCAGGAGGCCCGACAUCUCCGAGCUACCAAGGAUACCAAAGGUCAGAAGGGAGGACAGCGGCGGCAGACAGGCAGACGCGGCGCCCGCCAGCGAGCAACAUGCGGAGAUCCCCAGCUCCUGCAUCAGCCGGCUCACGGGCAGGGAGGGCCCCGGGCAGCCCGGCCAUGGUGCCAGAGCCGAGGGUGAACCAAGCAACAGGGGCCCCCAGGACCCUGGCCCGCACUCCGGGGGCGGCUCCCAGUCCCCCACCUCACCGGGACCCUCGAAGGGGAAGGGGGUCAGCUCGACCUUUCAGAGCUUCAGGAUCAAUAUUCCCGGGAACACGGCACAUUCCGGCAGACUCUCCAACCCUGGCUUUUGUAACACGUUUCGGCCGGUCGACAAUAAGGUGCAGAGGAAGGAGAACCCCUCACCCCUGUUCUCCAUCAGGAAGACCAAACAGCUCAAGAGCGAGAUCUACGACCCCUUUGACCCCACAGGCUCCGACUCCAGUUCCGCCGGCAGCAGCCCUGAGCGCCUGGGCUCUGGCCUCCUGCCGUCUGAGAUCACACGCACCAUCUCCAUCGACAGCCCAAAGGCCCCAGCGUUGCAGACGGUGCGCUGUGUCACCUCUUACACCGUGGAGACGGUCUUGGGGACGGAGCCCGAGCCCCCUCGGGGGCCCUCCUCCAGCGGGCUCGAGCUGCGGGACGAGGGGGCUGCCGAGGGGACCUCUGACCUGGAGUGCGAGGGGUUGCAUGAGGGGCUGGGCGAGGGUCAGGGCUCAGCCUCCCGGGCACAGAGGGCCCCCCCCCCGGAGCCGUGGGAGGACAAGGGCCAGCUGCCCUGCAGUACCUUCUUUGGCUCCGAGGAGCGGAUGGUGACAUGUGUGACUGUAGCCGAGCCGGAGGCCCCACCCAGCCCUGAUGUGCCACAGACGACCACCCACAGGAUCGUGGAGCUGAGGUCCCCGUCAUGCUCCCGCUCCACAUCCAGCUCCCGUGGCAGGAAGAAAGCCAAGAGGAAGCGAGCCACGUCCAGGGAGCACAGGAGGACCCGCUCGGGCUCCCGCUCAGGUUCCCGCUCUGGGGACAGGAGCUCACGGUCUAUGUCCUCCCCGGUAGGGGACGACCACCCCAAGAGGCCGCAGACCAAGUCCCGGGGCCGGAGGUCUUCCAGCGACCACUCCAGCAGCCACGAGCGAGCCAAGCGGAAGAAGGCGAAGGAUGAGGGCAGGAGGAGGAAGAGGGACUCCUGGGGUCACGGCCGGCGGAGGUCCAGGUCCCGUUCGGGCAGCCCCGGCAGCUCCUCCCACGAACGCAGGGAGAGCAGGAGAAGGAAGCGGAGGCGAUCAGGGUCCAGGUCUCGGGGACGGGAGUGCUCACCCCCCAGCAGCCUAGAGAGAGCCCGGAGGCACCGGCACACAAGGGAGAGGAGCCCACGAGAGAGGAGCCGGGAGCGACCCCGAACCCGGUGGGGCUCCCACGAGAGGAGGAAGCGUAGAUCCAGGUCGCCGAGGUCGCCAAGCACAGAGCACAGGUCCCGUGAGCACCAGCGUCCUCGUUCCCAUGAGAGGCGGCCAAGGCCUCGCUCUCCAGAGAGGAAGUUGACACCCGUUCUCCAGGAGGAGCAGAAGCCUGACCCGGAGCCGCCAGCCAGGCCGCUGGCCCCGGCAGGAGCGGACGCCUCCCCAGCCGGGGCCGAAACCCACAAGAUGGCUCCAGAGGCCCCGGCGGGCCAUCCGCCCGAGGACCUGGAUUACGGUGACUCUGUCGAGGCAGGACACGUCUUCGAGGAUUUUUCAAGCGAAGCCUUCUUCAUGCAGCUGGAGGACAUGAGCUCCCCUCCCUCCCCUGAGAGCACAGACUCCUCCCCAGAGCGAGACUUCCCACCCGCUCCUUCCAUUACGCAGGCUGGCCGGCACCCGCAGGACACCAGCCUGGCCGUGGCCGUCCUCCGGCGGGAGGUGUCAUCGAUUCACGGUGAAGACACCACCCAGGCCCCGCCCCGGGCACAGGGCCCCGAAGAGAGGCCCGGGCUCCAGCAGGAGGCCACUGGGGCCGCCAUGGUGCCCGGCGCCCUGGGAAGCCGGGUUGUGGGCGGGGUGCCCGUGGGGAAGGAGGAAGGCCCCCCCCAGCCCCCUCUGCUACGGGCUAAAGCGCUGGUGAAGAGAGUCACGUGGAACCUACAGGAGGCGCAGAGUGGCGCCCCCGCCGCGGACCCAGGCCUGCGGAUGCCGCUCCACAGGCCCCAGAAGCCCCGGGAAGGGGUCUGGGAAACAGAAGACAUGGGCUCUUCGGUGGGGUUCCAGCAGGCACCCUUCUCUGAGCCCCCUCCCGCCGGUUACGUGCUUCCAGAGUCCGGCUUCCCCGAGGCGGAGCCCUCUCAGGUUUAUACCCCGAACCUGCCUCCCGCCCCAGCUCUGCCUAUGAGUCUCCCGCCAUACGCAGCAGCCGGCCAGCCCGCGGUGCAGUACAUCCUACACGGGAGCCUUCCCCUGGCGAGCUGCGGGGUCACGCAGAGCCCGGCCCCGGGGCCACCCGCCCUGCCUGCAGCCUCCGAGCCAGCCGCCUACAGCACCGGCUCCAGCAACUCCGAGGAGAGGGCGGCGGCUCCCAGGCCUGCCGCGGAGAAGGCCAAGAAUGAGGAGUACAUGAAGAAGCUGCAGGUGCAGGAGCGGGCAGUCGAGGAGGUGAAGCUGGCCAUCAAGCCCUUCUACCAAAAGCGGGAGGUAACCAAGGAGGAGUACAAGGACAUCCUGCGCAAGGCUGUGCAGAAGAUAUGCCACAGCAAGAGCGGGGAGAUCAACCCCGUGAAGGUGGGCAACCUGGUCAAGGCCUACGUGGACAAAUACCGACACAUGCGCCGGCACCGGAGGCCCGAGGCUGGGGAGGAGGCGCCUGCCCAGGGCCCGGAGAGCUGAGGCCACCCCUGGCGCUUCCGCUAGGGACGGCAGAAGCAGAGACCUCGGAAGACAGCCGGCCAGCACUCCGCUAUCAGGGCUCCCACGACCACAUGUGCCCUGCGCACUUGUCCUGCUCAGUUUCAAACUGGACCUUUUUAUAUGUAUAUUAUAGAUACACAGUUUCCAUUGUGUUCUAAUUUAUCAAAAAUGGAUUAUCUUUAGAAA